Poeciliopsis prolifica (blackstripe livebearer) is the source of this 2715-nucleotide messenger RNA. It is a transcript of the gene elmo1, whose product is annotated as engulfment and cell motility 1 (ced-12 homolog, C. elegans). Gene Ontology annotation, biological process: actin filament organization; cell motility. NCBI's taxonomy places the organism in Eukaryota, Metazoa, Chordata, Actinopteri, Cyprinodontiformes, Poeciliidae. Gene Ontology annotation, cellular component: plasma membrane; guanyl-nucleotide exchange factor complex. The record is from RefSeq and is a predicted model, not a curated record. The coding region runs from base 481 to 2703 and encodes 740 amino acids. The transcript has 23 exons.
GUGUGUGUGUGUGUGUGUGUGUGUGUGUGUGUGUUGACACGCACGCCUGUUGUUCUGAAUGGAGAGCCGUCGCUCCGAUUCCCAGCAGCUUUCAGACCCAAACGCGUUUCGGCCGCGGCGGAUAUGAAUUAAAGUGGCGGUGGAUUUGGCUCCCCGCGCUGCUUUUAGUUCUGGUUUCGUGGAACAAGUGCGCGGCGGCGGCGGCCGUGGAAGUUGCGUGUUUUUGCAGGAACGUUAUGCGCAGCGAGGGAGCUGGCGAUUCCCCGGGGCUUGUUUGCAGAACAAGUGCGCGUUUGUUGUUCUGGAUCCAGAACGCGCAGGCACCGAUAGGUGCCUCAUUAACGGUCUUUAACUCCGGGCCCCUCAGGCGGGGCCGCGCUGUGGGCCACGCAGGAAAGCCGAUUUGGAUGAACCAUCUCUAGAAUUGUUUGACAGUGGUGUGAGGCAGCGAGACGCGCGCCAAACACUCUCCCGGCAGCCAUGCCGCCGCCGGCAGACAUCGUCAAGGUGGCCAUCGAGUGGCCUGGGGCCUUCCCUAAGCUCAUGGAGAUAGACCAGAAAAAGCCUCUUUCAGCCAUUAUAAAGGAAGUGUGUGAAGGAUGGUCUUUGGGGAGCCAUGAAACCUAUGCUCUGCAGAUUGCUGAUGCAACAAAUUUCUACAUCACAGAAAAGAAUCGCAAUGACAUAAAAAAUGGCUCCAUCUUGCGUCUAACCACGUCUCCUUACCAGACGGCCCUCCAGCUCCAUGAACGGAUCCAGUCAUCCAGCAUGGAUGCAAAGCUAGAGUCACUGAAAGAUCUGGCCAACGCCUCCAGGGACAUCACCUUUGCGCAGGAGUUCAUCAACCUGGACGGCAUCUCGCUGCUCACUCAGAUGGUGGAAAGUGGCACUGAGCGCUAUCAGAAACUUCAGAAGAUUAUGAAGCCAUGUUUCGGUGACCUGCUGUCCUUUACUCUGACGGCCUUUGUGGAGUUGAUGGACCAUGGGAUUGUCUCCUGGGAUACAUUUUCUGUGGCCUUUAUCAAAAAGAUUGCCAGCUUUGUGAACAAGACCGCCAUGGACACAGCAGUGCUGCAGCGUUCCCUGGCCAUCCUGGAGUCCAUGGUGCUCAACAGUCAAGAUCUUUACCACAAGGUGGCGCAAGAGAUCACGAUUGGACAGCUCAUCCCACACCUUCAGGGGACUGAUCAAGACAUCCAGACCUACACCAUCGCCGUUAUCAAUGCUCUGUUCCUCAAAGCUCCAGAGGAGAAGAGACAGUUUGAUGAGAACAUUGUGGACAUCCUAAAUUGUCCCCUGACAGAGAUGGCCCACAUUCUAGCUCAGAAGCAGCUACGCUCCAUCAUCCUCACUAAUGUAAUCCGGAGCCCCACACCCAUUAAUGAUGAGAUGGCACAUCAGCUGUAUGUGCUGCAGGUGCUCAACUUCAACACGCUUGAGGAUCGCAUGAUGACCAAGAUGGAUCCUCAGGACCAGGCUCAGAGGGACAUCAUCUUUGAGCUUCGAAGAAUUGCCUUCGACGUGGAGAGCGAGCCCAACAACGGAGGCAGCAUCGAAAAGCGCAAAUCCAUGUACACCAGGGACUACAAAAAGCUUGGCUUCAUUAAUCAUGUCAAUCCAGCUGUGGAUUUUACCCAGAUUCCUCCAGGCAUGCUGGCUCUCGAUAACAUGCUUUACUUUGCCAAACACCACCAGGAUGCUUACAUCAGGAUUGUCCUAGAGAACAGCAGCAGGGAAGACAAGCACGAAUGCCCGUUCGGCCGCAGCAGCAUCGAGCUGACCAAGAUGCUCUGCGAGAUCCUGAAAGUCGGCGAACUUCCCAGUGAAAACUGUCAUGACUUCCACCCCAUGUUCUUCACCCAUGAUCGCUCCGUUGAGGAAUUCUUCUGCAUCUGCAUCCAGCUGCUCAACAAGACCUGGAAGGAGAUGCGAGCCACAAGCGAAGACUUUAACAAGGUAAUGCAGGUGGUGAGAGAGCAGAUCAUGCGAGCGCUCUCUGUGAAGCCUAAUUCCUUGGACCAGUUCAAGAGUCGCCUACAGAACCUGAGCUACACAGAGAUCCUGAAGAUACGUCAGUCCGAGAGAAUGAAUCAGGAAGAUUUCCAGUCCCGGCCCAUUUUGGAGCUGAGAGAAAAGAUCCAGCCAGAGAUCAUGGAGCUGAUCAAGCAGCAGAGGCUCAACCGUUUGUGCGAGGGGACCUGCUUUAGGAAAAUCAGCAGUCGCAGGAGGCAAGAUAAGUUCUGGUACUGCCGGCUGUCUCCGAAUCAUAAAGUCCUGCACUAUGGAGAUCUUGAGGAGAGCCCUCAGGGAGAGGUCCCCCAUGACUCUUUACAGGACAAAUUGCCUGUAGCUGAUAUCAAAGCUGUUAUCACUGGCAAAGACUGUCCUCACAUGAAGGAAAAAGGAGCCCUCAAGCAAAACAAGGAGGUGUUGGAGCUGGCUUUCUCUGUCCUCUACGAGUCAGAUGAAUACUUGAACUUCAUCGCUCCCGACAAGCAUGAGUACUGCGUGUGGACGGACGGGCUCAAUGCUCUCCUGGGAAAGGAGAUGACCAGUGACUACACCAAAACAGACAUGGACACCCUGCUCUCCAUGGAAAUGAAGCUUCGCCUACUGGAUCUAGAAAACAUCCAGAUUCCUGAGGCGCCUCCCCCGAUUCCCAAAGAACCUAGCAACUAUGACUUUGUUUACGACUGUAACUAGACCUGCACCCCC